AUGUGGGGCGCCAGGGCCCAGCAAUCAGGUCCGGACAGGGAUGGAGCCUGCCUGCUGGCUGCUCUCUUACUCUGUUUCAGCCUCUUACAUGCUCAGGACUACACGCCCUCGCAAACACCUCCACCCACGUCCAACACCUCGCCCAAAUCAACAGGCCCAAUCCACAAGGAAUUAUGUGGCAAAACCAAAUUCCAAGGGAAGAUCUAUGGUGGACAGAUUGCAAAGGAUGAACGGUGGCCGUGGCAGGCCAGUCUGAUCUUUCGAGGCAGACACGUCUGUGGAGCGGUCCUCAUCGACAAAAACUGGGUAGCCAGCGCUGCCAACUGCUUCCAAAGGUCUCUCAAACCAUCUGACUACCGGAUCCUGCUGGGGUACAACAAGCUGAGUAAACCCUCCGACUACAGCCGGCAGAUGACAGUGAAUAAGAUCUUCAUGCCGGACGCCUAUGACGAGAUGAACAGUAUGCAGAAAAACAUUGUCCUGAUCCAGCUGCACCUCCCUGUGAUCUACAGCUCCCACAUUUUCCCAGCCUGUGUCCCCGACAACACCACCAAGGUGUCCCUUGAGAGUCCCUGCUGGAUAAGUGGCUGGGGAAUGCUCUCAGAGGAGAAGUUCCUGCAAGAGCCUUUCCCUCUGCUCGAUGCAGAGGUCUUCCUUAUGGAAGAUCAGGAAUGCGAGAUCUUUUUCCAGACACCAGAAAUCAGCAUCAUUGAAUAUGAAGUUAUAAAAGAUGAUAUGAUAUGUGCUGGGGACAUCACCAAUGAGAAAUCCUUCUGCCGCGGAGACUCCGGGGGUCCCCUUGUCUGCUUACUGGACGGCUAUUGGUACGUGGUGGGGCUGGCCAGCUGGAGUGGAGCGUGUCUGGAGCCGAUUCUCAGUCCUAACAUCUUCACCAAGGUCUCCUACUAUGCUGACUGGAUCAAGAGGACAAAGAAAGAAACGCCUGACGUGGACCCCUCCUUAGCACCCCUUGAGGAAAUGGCCUCAUCCCUGACAGGCUGGAGGAAUUACAGUGCGGGCACUAGCCUGGAACCCAGGAUCUGCACAACCCUGCUAUCUUCUCAGGCGCUCCUCCUGCAAUCCAUUUGGCUCAAGAUUCUGUGAUUAGCCCGUAGAGCCUUGCCAGCCGUCAUGUCUGCUGGCCUAUUCGCCAAGAGCCGCUUUGCAUGCUUCCAUCUGUGGACUCGCCUGUCCCAUCCGAGGGCACGCCAGUUCCAGGC
Molecule: messenger RNA, 1220 nt
Organism: Apodemus sylvaticus (European woodmouse)
Lineage: Eukaryota; Metazoa; Chordata; Mammalia; Rodentia; Muridae
Product: inactive serine protease 39-like
Exons: 5
Coding region: 1-1104 (367 amino acids)
Biological process (GO): proteolysis
Molecular function (GO): serine-type endopeptidase activity
Source: RefSeq, a predicted model, not a curated record